Messenger RNA from Myotis myotis, 1221 nucleotides. RefSeq names its product DLA class II histocompatibility antigen, DR-1 beta chain-like. Gene Ontology annotation, molecular function: MHC class II protein complex binding. Gene Ontology annotation, biological process: peptide antigen assembly with MHC class II protein complex; antigen processing and presentation of exogenous peptide antigen via MHC class II; positive regulation of T cell activation. Lineage: Eukaryota; Metazoa; Chordata; Mammalia; Chiroptera; Vespertilionidae. Gene Ontology annotation, cellular component: lysosomal membrane; MHC class II protein complex; late endosome membrane. The record is from RefSeq and is a predicted model, not a curated record.
UUCCUCAGUUGGUGUUUUGGGGGAUGUGGGUGGAGAAGGGUCACAGUCCUCACUGAGUGAGACCCCCCUGCUCCCUGCCCCUGUCCUCUCUGAGCUCCAGCAUGGUGUGUCUGCGGUUCCCCAGAGGCUCCUGGAUGGCCGCUCUGAUGGUGAUGCUGAUGGCACUGAGCCCUCCCCUGGCUCAGGCCAGGGACACACCACCAAAUUUCCUGUAUCAGGCUAAGAUCGAGUGUCAUUUCUCCAACGGGACAGAGCGGGUGCGGUUCCUGGACAGAUACUUCUACAACGGGCAGGAGUACGUGCGCUUCGACAGCGACGUGGGGGAGUUCCGCGCGGUGACCGAGCUGGGGCGGCCAAUCGCCAAGUACUGGAACAGCCAGGAGGGCAUCCUGGAGCGGGAGCGGGCCUAUGUGGACACGUUCUGCAGACACAACUACGGGGUGUUUGAGGGAUUCCUGGUGCAGCGGAAAACUGAGCCCACAGUGACCGUGUAUCCUGCAAAGACCCAGCGCCUGCAGCACCACAACCUCCUGGUCUGCUCUGUGAACGGCUUCUAUCCGGGCUCCAUUGAGGUCCGCUGGCUGCGCAACGGCCAGGAAGAGGAGGCCGGGGUGGUGUCCACGGGCCUGAUCCGGAACGGGGACUGGACCUUCCAGACCCUGGUGAUGCUGGAGACAGUUCCCUGGACCGGGGAGGUCUACACCUGCCAAGUGCGGCACCCCAGCAGCACCAGUCCUGUCACCGUGGAAUGGAGGGCCCAGUCUGGAUCCGCACAGAGCAAGGUGCUGAGUGGAGCCGGGGGCUUCGUGCUGGGGCUGCUCUUCCUCGGGGUGGGGCUGCUCAUCUACUUCAGGGCUCAGAAAGGACACUCUGGACUUCAGCCCACAGGACUCCUGAGCUGAGGUGGCCAUGGCGACAGGGGCAGGAGAGAACCUUCUGUCUGGCCCCUUCGCAGCCUGAAGAGGUUUCCUGCUGGGCUCUCACUCCACAAGGAGAGCCGCCUCAGGCUCUGGCUGGGUCCUGGCUCCUGACCUGCAGCCUCUCCUCCCUGCUGGUUCCUCCCCGCCCUGGACCUGGAAGACCCAGUGCUGACUGCAGACCCUUAUCACCAUCCCUCCCUGUCCCUGUGUGUUCACCUCUCGCUGUCUGCUGAGCACCUCAGCUCACCUCUACCCACAUUUCUUCAUAAAAUGUUCCUCAAUUAAAUAUGGAGUGAAAUCA